AUGCAAAACUUGCUUAGAUUUUGCCUAAGUUUUCCAUUCCGGAUGGAUAUGCAACAAUCCGGGGUAAACAGCCCAUUACCUUCCACCAGCAGGUCAAAAUAUCCCCACCACCUUCUCCCACUCUCGCCCUUUCCUUUGUUCCCUACUACAGUGGCGCUAGCAAACUUAGGCAAACUGCCAUCAAAUUGA
Molecule: messenger RNA, 189 nt
Organism: Nezara viridula (southern green stink bug)
Lineage: Eukaryota; Metazoa; Arthropoda; Insecta; Hemiptera; Pentatomidae
Source: the annotation of a GenBank genome assembly